CGCGCAGCUUGGCCCGCUCGGGCGGUCACCGGCGGGCCAUGGCCGGCUCCGGGCGGUGGCUGUGGCUGCUGCUGGCGGCUGCAUUCGCUGGCCAGGCGGCGGCCCUGUGGCCUUGGCCGCAGUACAUCCAGACCUCCAGCCGACACUACACCCUGUACCCGAACAGCUUCCAGUUCAGCUACCAUGCGAGCUCGGCCGUGCAGCCGGGCUGCUCCGUCCUGGACCAGGCUUUCCAGCGCUACCGGGAACUGCUCUUCGGGGCCGGGUCCUGGCCGCAUCCCAACCUCUCUGGCUGGCCACAGCGAGCUUCCCCUGUCCUUGCAGAAGAAUGGCUCGUGUCCGAGAAGAACGUCUUGAUUGUCUCUGUGGUCAACCCAGGAUGCGAGCAGUUUCCUACCUUGGAGUCGGUGGAGAACUACACCCUGACGAUCAACGACGACCAGUGUUUACUCAUCUCCGAGAGCAUCUGGGGAGCUCUCCGAGGCCUGGAGACCUUCAGCCAGCUUGUUUGGAGAUCUGCUGAGGGCACAUUCUACAUCAACAAGACGGAGAUUGACGACUUCCCCCGCUUCCCACACCGGGGCUUGCUGUUGGACACAUCUCGCCACUACCUGCCUCUCUCUAGCAUCCUGGACACUCUGGAUGUCAUGGCGUACAACAAAUUCAACGUCUUCCACUGGCACUUGGUCGAUGACUCUUCCUUCCCGUACGAGAGCGCCACCUUCCCCGAACUCACAAGAAAGGGGUCCUACAACCCUGUCACUCACAUCUACACAGCACAGGACGUGAAGGAGGUCAUCGAGUACGCACGUCUCCGGGGUAUCCGUGUGUUGGCAGAGUUUGACACUCCUGGCCACACUCAGUCCUGGGGACCAGGUAUCCCUGGAUUGCUGACUCCCUGCUACUCGGGCUCCCAGCCCUCAGGCACCUUCGGGCCGGUGAAUCCCAUCCUCAACAAUACAUAUGAGUUCAUGAGCAUGUUCUUCCUGGAGGUCAGCUCUGUCUUCCCAGAUUUCUAUCUGCACCUUGGCGGAGAUGAAGUUGACUUCACCUGCUGGAAGUCCAACCCGGAUAUCCAGGACUUCAUGCAGAAGAGGGGCUUCGGCAGUGACUUCAAACAGCUUGAGUCCUUCUACAUCCAGACCCUUCUGGACAUCAUCUCUGAUUACGGCAGAGGCUACGUGGUGUGGCAGGAAGUGUUUGACAACAAAGUGAAGAUUCGGCCAGACACCAUCGUCCAGGUAUGGCGGGAAGAGAACCCUGUGGGCUACUUGAAAGAGCUAGAGUUGAUUACUAAGGCUGGCUUCCGGGCCCUCCUCUCCGCCCCCUGGUAUCUGAACCGCAUUGCGUACGGCCCCGACUGGAAGAACUUCUACACGGUGGAGCCCCUGGCCUUUGCAGGUACGCCCGAGCAGAAGGCCCUGGUGAUCGGUGGAGAGGCCUGUAUGUGGGGAGAGUACGUGGACAGCACAAACCUUGUCCCCAGGCUCUGGCCCAGAGCCGGGGCUGUUGCCGAGAGGCUGUGGAGCAACGAGUUGACGACAGACACAGAAUUUGCCUUUAACCGGUUGUCACACUUCCGCUGUGAGCUGCUGAGGCGAGGAGUCCAGGCCCAGCCACUCAACGUAGGCUACUGUGAGCAAGAAUUUGAGCUGACCUGAGCCAGCAGCACCGGCACCAAGGAGGGUGCUGGCCUUAGGAGCUUCCACUGCGCCCCGGCCGGGCAUGGAGCCCCCUGCCCACGAGUCCCAGUGCCUGGAAAGAAGGGGGCCAGUCUUUGUGCUGGCAUUUAAUAAAGAGGGUCAUGGCAUUUUUCUGUCAUGCACCUGUAUCACCUG
This is a messenger RNA of Ochotona curzoniae (black-lipped pika), 1838 nucleotides long. RefSeq names its product hexosaminidase subunit alpha (gene HEXA). Gene Ontology annotation, molecular function: beta-N-acetylhexosaminidase activity. The coding region runs from base 39 to 1661 and encodes 540 amino acids. Gene Ontology annotation, cellular component: membrane. Gene Ontology annotation, biological process: ganglioside catabolic process; carbohydrate metabolic process; glycosaminoglycan metabolic process. The transcript is spliced from 15 exons. NCBI's taxonomy places the organism in Eukaryota, Metazoa, Chordata, Mammalia, Lagomorpha, Ochotonidae. The record is from RefSeq and is a predicted model, not a curated record.